UGCCCAUAUAUAUAUACUGUUUGAAAUAGAAAGAGAAAACAUUAAAAGCUGUUGUGUUGUGUCGUUGAUUCACCACUGAGCCGCUGAUAAGGGCCCGGCGGACGCAACUCAAUCAAGUCCUCCGGUGUAUCACUUGCGGUUCCUGCAGAGUUGCCAAAAUAAAGGAAAGAAUGGGUCACAACAAGCCAAGACGAUUCAAUGGUCAAAAUUCUCAUCGUGGAGAAGGCAGUCGGAACCGUAAUCAACUUCCACUUGAACAAGAGUUCCCACAGUCCGAUCAAGCCAUUGAAGAAGAGCCAUCCGGUCCCAAAAUCCAACUUGCGAUGUGGGAUUUUGGGCAAUGUGAUUCAAAAAAAUGCACAGGACGCAAGCUUUCAAGAUUUGGCUUAAUAAAAGAGUUACGUGUGAAUAGUGGAUUUGGAGGCAUUGUUUUAAGUCCAGUUGGAACACAGUGUGUCUCAAGAGAAGAUUAUAGUUUAAUCCAUAGAAAAGGACUAGCUGUUGUGGAUUGCUCAUGGGCACGCUUGGAUGAUGUACCAUUUGUGAAGCUGCGUUGCAGUGCACCUCGCCUAUUGCCAUGGCUAGUAGCAGCAAAUCCUAUAAAUUAUGGGCGACCAUGUCAGCUGUCUUGUGUGGAGGCAUUAUCAGCAGCUUUAAUCAUAUGUGGGGAAGAAGAAACGGCAAAUUUGCUUCUUGGAAAAUUUAAAUGGGGUCAUGCUUUCCUGUCCCUCAACCGGGAACUUCUAAAGGCAUAUUCUGAAUGUGAAAACAGUGCUGCUAUUAUUUCAGUUCAGAAUACAUGGCUUUCACAACAAAGGGAGGCCCCUAAGGCUCUGGCAGAAGUAAAAGUAGGUACAGGAGAAAACAAGUCAUCAAGGACUGAGGUGGAGGGGUCUUCUGAUUCUGAGGAUGGUCUUCCCCCACUCGAAAGGAAUAUGAAUCAUUUGAACUUUGAGGAUACUGACGAAGAAAGUGAUUGAAAGGAAUAUGAAUCAUUUGAACUUUGAGGAUACUGACGAAGAAAGUGAUUGAAAGAAGGAUUAUAGUUAUUUGACUUAUUUCUACUUCACCGUAGCUCUCCUAUAUAAAUUUUGGUAGGUUGGUUUCUAAUUUAUUUUUGACGAAUUCGUCCUCAAAAUUAAAGUAUAUAUUGUUUGGCAAAUUAAUCAACUUUUAGUUUAAGUCCAAUAGUGGUAGUUUUGUUAUAUUUUACUUUCUUUAAUUUAUUUUUAUAUUAAUUUCAAAUAUUUUUCUU
Molecule: messenger RNA, 1255 nt
Organism: Cannabis sativa
Lineage: Eukaryota; Viridiplantae; Streptophyta; Magnoliopsida; Rosales; Cannabaceae
Exons: 10
Coding region: 171-980 (269 amino acids)
Biological process (GO): maturation of SSU-rRNA
Molecular function (GO): rRNA small subunit aminocarboxypropyltransferase activity
Source: RefSeq, a predicted model, not a curated record